GUGGGACUCGGAAGCUGUUCGCUGGGACGCAGAAGGAUGUGGCUGCGGUCAGUGUUGCUGCCUCUUCUCAGACUGUAUUUAUGCGGAGUUAAAGUUCUUCUCUAUCAGAUGUUCAACAGAUCCUUUACGUUACCAGUCUUAUCCAAGCAAAAUGGAAGGGUUGCCAUUGUGACGGGGGGUACCAGAGGAAUGGGUUUAGAGACAGCAAGACACCUGGCAAGCCUUGGCAUGCAUGUUGUCAUAGCUGGGAACGAGAGAGAAGAGGGCAUUGCAGCUGUCAGGAAGAUUCAUGAGGAAGGCAGCGAGGGGAAAGCCGAGUUUGUCUUCGUGGACCUUACUUCACUGAAAUCGGUGAAACAGUUUGCUCAGACGUUUAGAGACAGAGGUCUCGCCCUCCAUGUUCUGGUUAACAAUGCUGGGACCAUGCUGGUUCCUGAGAUGCAGACAGAGGAUGGCUUUGAGUUCCACUUUGGUCUCAACUACUUGGGCCACUUCCUACUGACCAACCUGCUGAUGGACUUGCUGAAGAGGUCAGGACGACAGGGCUGCUGCUCCAGAAUUGUCAACAUGUCUUCUGCUACACACUAUGCAGGAGUCCUGAACAUGGAUGACUUAAACAAGAGGAUCUGCUACAGCUCCCAUGGUGCCUACUCUCAAAGCAAACUGGCUCUGGUUCUCUUCACCUACUACCUGCAGGAGCAGCUGACAGCUGGCGGCUUUUCAGUGACUGUAAACGCUGUGGAUCCGGGCAUGGUGGACACGGCACUAUAUGACAACCUGUGGAGUCUUGCACAGGCGUUGAAGAAACCAGUGGCCAAGAUACUGUUCAGGACUCCAGCAGAGGGAGCAUCCACAGCCAUCUACACUGCAGCUGCCUCUGAGAUGGAGGGGGUGGGGGGCUGUUACCUAUACAACGGCCAGAAGACGCAGUCCUCUGACCUUUCCUACGACUCUGAGCUACAAGCAGAGCUGUGGAAGAAAAGCUGUGAGCUUGUGGGCCUUCAGGAUGCCUGACACACUCUGCUAUGACUCUGAGACAGGAUAUAUAGAUCCACUUCCGCCAAAGUCAUCUGAGAGAUGCUAUCUUGAAUCAAACCCUCACUUUAUUUUGUUAAACACUUAAAUAAUCUGAUUAACAGACCGUCCACAUCUGCUUACACAGUUGGUUUUACAGAUACAACUUUAGUGAAGAAACUAGCAGGUCUUACUGAUUUUCAGUUUUUCGCAGGAGCAAAAGCCAAAUACCUUAAAGAAAAAAACAGUAUGUUUUGAAUAUUGUUCCAUGUCUGAUAAAGAUGCCAAAAUCUUCCAUUCUAAAAUUUUACAAACUGGAGCAUAAACUAUUUAAACUUUGUGAUUGUUCUGCUCAGUGUUUAUUUACUACCCACAUCAGAACCACAUCUGAUGUAACACCACAUCUCUUUUCAGGGGUGAGUGUAAUUUUGACCAUUCCUUAAAAAUAGAGCUUUAAAUUGUCCCGACCUAACAUGUGUAAGUCUAAUCAGGCAAAACAAGUUAAAACACCAUUAGGCUAAAAGCGUGGGCUUUUAAGACUAUUUUGCAUCUGGCUUUGAUCCAACAUCAUAUUUUCUGAUAGUUGAAAAUAUUAGAAAAUAUUAUCACUGUAUCAUUGACCAUAGUAAAGUUAUCUGUCAUCUCAUUACUACUGACUACUGGGACAUUCCUCCAAAAAUAUGGGUGUCUUUCUUAUAAUAAGGCUGUUAUUAUAAUAUUAGUUUAAUUAUUAGUCUAUUAUUAUUAUUAUUAUUACACAUCUUUAUCUGUAACCUGCAUUUGGCUAUGUUCUCUUUCCUCCCUCCUAUCCCCCCCAUCUCUCUCUUUCUCUCUCCUCCACUUUACAUACAUUACAUUGUAGAAUAUAUGUAAAGUGCCCGGAGGUAACUUCUGUUAUGAUUUGGCGCUAUAUAAAUAGAAUAGAAUAGAAUUGAAUUGAAUUGAAUUGAAUCGAAUUGAUUUCAUGACGAAGUAAAGAUUAAGUAUUUUUCCUUAAAAAGCUAAUGAUUGUGUUUCAUCAGUGGAGGGAAUCCAAUCUAACCCCACCGUGUUUAAGUCUGUGUGCACAGUGCAAACAGUGAUCUGUGGUUCAUUUAUAGUGUUGUAACACAUAGACAUGGUUGUGUUUCUGUUGUGUGUACACUUAACUCCUAAUAUCUGUAUGUUUUGUUUUUAUUGAACAUCAGCUACAGAGUCAUGUAUGGAGUUGUGCCAAAUCAGACUCUAAUAAGGGCUCCAUGCCAAACUUUUCUGGUAGAGCAGCUUUGUUAUGUUAAAUAUUCAAAGACCUAAAUGCCUUAGCAGUGCCUGUCAGAGUUUACAAAUGACUCAAUUGAUUUUUAAAAGGAAUAUUGUGGCACUGUCUUCAUGUAUGUUUCCAUAUGUGUGAUCUAAUGUGACAUUUAUGCAAAACUACUGAAAAAUGUUGAGUAUUUUAAGUUUUCAGACCGUACAAAACAUCAGCACUAGUUUAACCCUUAGGUGGGGUUGGGUGCUUAGCUGGAUAGAUUUUUAGGGUAGAUUUCCCAUUUGGAUACAAAAAAAUCAACUUUUUUUAGCCUUAAUGAAAACUAAUUUUUACAUUUAUUCUUUAUGAUUAUGAUUUAUUAUAAAUCAGCAAUCACAGUGUGAUAUUAAGUAGAAUAUUAGAAAUUGAAAAAAAUUCUCUUUAUUAUUACUACCUAAACAGUCCCUUACCAUUCAUCAUACUCCAUUCAAAUGUUAAAACGUGCAGAUCGAGCGGGAGAUGAUUGGAAUGACUUUUCUCGGCAAUAUGUCUCAUAAUUUCCUAAAUAUUCAACAUUUUGUCUGUAAUUUUUCCCAGUGAAAUGAAUGGACAGAAUGUUCAAUGGCUAGAGUGGGUAACCUCACAAAUAGAGUGGGAGAGAUGUUAAACUGUUCUGAAAAAUUUCUGUUUAACUUGUCCUAACGGCCACAAAUUUUACUCAUAACAACAUAGGACAUAGUCAAAUUUCUCUUCUUUUACAGAAUUUAACUAUCUAAGCAAACAGACCUGUACAUUUUGCUCCAUGAGCCUGUCAGUGGCAGGAGAACCAGCCAGUUACCCCACAAGCUGCAAUACAAAUUAAGAACCAAAUUUUCAGGGAAAAAUAGAAACGAUCCCUUUAUUUAACUCACUUAAUUUUCGACAUUUUUGAUACCACAAACAAAUAAUUUAUAUCACUGCAUUCAGCAGAGUCUCCAGUCCCUCACAAUUUAAAAAUUUAGUUGAUAGGAGUUACGGGCUUUGACUGGUAACCCAGAGUUCGAGAGGUGUCUUUUGGCUGAAUCCAUGUCUCAUUAAGUAGAAACUAAGCAGUUAAAUCACGAUGGCAAGCUCUGAGUGCAGUUAGGCACAAAGGGCUGAUUCAGAUCAGCUGAUUAGACUACUUGUAUGUGAUGUCUGUGGUGUUUAUCUAACACUUGACUCAGCCCUUUUUCACUUCAUACAAAUUUGCAUUUUCUAGUUAUCAUUACUUUUUUCUUGAUUGUAACAUUUAUGGUCUGGCAAAAGUCUAUCUCAUUCUGGUCAUCACAACUCCAUAAAAAGAACAAACAAACAAUGGUCAAUCCCACAUACACUGUUCCAAUGCCCCAAAUACUCACUAGAAACCCAAAUAUGGAUUAAUCCACUGCUAAAGAUAGUCCCUAACAAAUGCACAAACAAAUUGUUGUUCAGGUGUUUUCCUGGGAUUUAUUGAUAAUAUGAAAACUUUGGAAUCAUUUCAGUCUUAUCCCUUAACAUUUUCUAACACUUCAUAUGUAAAAUUUUCUUUUCAAAUAUGCAGACAAAAAUUUUCAAAUAGUUGGUCAUAACAAUCUCACAAAUUUUGGAUAUGUAUUUUUCUGACAAUAUUGUAAGUGUAAUUUACAUUAUACUGUAUAUAUAUAUAUAUGAUUCAAUAGGUGCUUGAAUCUGUGGAAUACAGUGAAAUGAUUUGUAAUAGUUACAGUUAUUUGGACAGCGAGACAAUUUUUAAAAUUUUGCCUCUGAACACUCAAUAGAUUUGAAAAGAAGCCAUCAACAUUUGAUUGUAGUGUAGACUUUCAUCUUUGAUUCAAGGGAUUUAACAAAAAUAUUACAGUAACCGUUUAGGAUUUACAGCCAUUUUUAUAUAUAAUCCCUCAAUUUCAGAGGCUUGAAAGUAAUUGGACAAACCAAUACAAUUAUAAAUAUAAGGCUUAUUUUUAAUACUUGGGUAAAAAUCCUUUGCAGUCAGUAACUGCCCAAAGUCUGGAACCCAUGGACAUCACCAAAUACUGAGUUUCCUCCCUUGAGAUGUUUUGCCAGGCCCUUACAGUAGCCACCUUCAGUUGUUGCUUGUUUGUGGGUCUUUCUGCCUUCAGUUUCAUCUUCAGUAAGUGAAAAGGAUGCUCAAUUGGCUUGAGGUCAGGUGACUGACCUGGUCAUUGAAGAAUAUUCCAUUUCUUUCCCUUGAAAAGCUCUUGGGUUGCUCUUGCAGUAUGUUUUGGGUCAUUAUCUAUCUGUCCUAUGAAGCAUCAUCCUAUCAAUUUUGCACCAUUUGGCCGAAUCUGAGUAGUUAGUAUAGCCCUACACACUUUAGAAUUAAUCCUGCUACUUCUAUCAAGUACAUCAUCAAUAAACUCCAGUUCCACUGGCAGCCAUACAUGCUCAUGCCAUAACACUGCCUCCACCAUGAUGGACAGGUAAUGUGGUAUGCUAUGGAUCAUGAGCCAUUCCUGUCCUUCCCCAUACUCUUCUCUUCCAAUUAUUCUGGUACAAGUUAAUAUUGGUUUCAUCUGUCCAAAGAAUC
Messenger RNA from Xiphias gladius (swordfish), 4790 nucleotides. It is a transcript of the gene dhrsx, whose product is annotated as dehydrogenase/reductase (SDR family) X-linked. The record is from RefSeq and is a predicted model, not a curated record. The coding region runs from base 37 to 1014 and encodes 325 amino acids. Lineage: Eukaryota; Metazoa; Chordata; Actinopteri; Istiophoriformes; Xiphiidae. The transcript has 7 exons.